Phytophthora nicotianae INRA-310 is the source of this 2430-nucleotide messenger RNA. RefSeq lists its product as hypothetical. The record is from RefSeq and is a predicted model, not a curated record. Bases 1 to 2430 code for a protein of 809 amino acids. Lineage: Eukaryota; Oomycota; Peronosporomycetes; Peronosporales; Peronosporaceae. The transcript is spliced from 4 exons.
AUGGCGGACUCCCACGACGAAGUGCGCGCUGUUGAAUCCUCAACGGAGGAGAAGAUGGAUACGGUAGCUUCUCUCGUGUGCGAAAGUGACGACAUAGCUGUUUUCAACAAGAAUCAACGUCAACAACCCGAUUCAAUCGUGGCUGAGAGAGAUUCCGUUGUGAUGCCAAGGAAAUCCGGAGUCGCUACGUCGGAAUCGUCGGCUCCUAGACCAUCCGUCGUCAACAUCGUCGUUGCUGAAGUGGCCACGUUUUUCGACGUGUUCGGUUGGCUUGGAGUGCCCAUGAUCAUCAUGUUCAUUCUCUCAGCUGCUUGGACUUUCAUGCUUGCUGUCAUUCAAGUGUAUGCAGAUGAGAUGGCAAACAUCAUCAUGAACACUACCGAGUUCGACAAUGGCAAGUUCUGGCUACUGCCCCAGCCAGAACCCGAGCUCAUCAUUUCAUCCGUCGUCUUGCUUGCACUGUUUGGAGUUGGCUAUGCAGGACUAGCUGUGAUAAUGAUUUUCUUCUAUCGUGCUGGGGGAACUGGUGAGACCAAUGAACUGCAUGAGAAUGCUACUUCAGCUUCUAAGACACUCAACAGCACCAAUACUGCGGAAGAUGGAGGUGGUCAUUUGCAGCGGGUUAUUGCUUGGAUUCGACACAAGUGUGACUUACCGGAUGAAAUUCGACAGCAUUAUUACACUGCUGCUCUUGAUCUUCCCAAGCUCAUUUUCCAGACGAUUACUCUUUAUACGUACCUUGAAAAAGGGUUCCCAACUCCGAUUAUCUAUACCUACUCGGUAUUACUGCUGUGCAAUUGGCUUGUGGCUUGUUACCGGAGUCAACGCUACGUAGCAGAUCCAGCGUUAGUCAUUUCUCGGCUCUACUACACCUUUGAUUUGUUCUUCGCCGUGUUUGCACCGCUGGUGGUUCUCAUAUUCUUCAUCGAAUCAUUCAAGUUUGACCGGGAGGCAUUUCAGACUAAAACGGAGACGAUCGGUACUGGUACAUUCGACACAGUAGCUCGGCUUUUCGGAGAUCCGUCGCAGAUCUCAAGUUUCUGCAGUGCGUUCCAUUAUUUACAGUUCUCGUCGGGCUCCACGUUGUUCUACAAGUCCGCGUUGAACGUGCUGUCUCUGUACAAAUGGAAGAAAAUCAUUAUGACCCUGAUCCACAAUCGUCACGAACGUCAACUGGAACGAAAGCGCAGAGUUUUGGUUGGUCCAGUGUCCAGCAAUGUAUCACGUACUGCGAGCAUUAAAGUGGCCAUUUCGAAGCAGUUUACAGCAUCAAAACUAAAAUUCAAGAUGGAGAAGCACUUCUGUUCCAAGCUCUUUCUAUCGCUAGUAUUCUUAUGUGCGGGUAUCGGCAACUUUGUCUAUUCAAUCGGAGCAAUCGCCUCCACUUCGGACUUGUGCAGUGCGUACGAUAAAUGCGCCGUAGCGAGCUACCAGUGGAAUUUUGGGCAGAAAUACUGCACGUGUCUUGUGUUUGCGGACCGUCAGACAGCACCGAAAACGUACGCAGAAUGGAUUGAUCCCGAAGACACCACUGCUAAUCUGGCUGAACUUGCACAUGCUGGAGAAUUGCGCAUCAUACAAAUUAUCAAUCGUGCUGUCCCUGAAUUACCGGAAGAGCUGAAAAAGUGUAAGUAUCUCGAGCAACUCAUCCUCGCGUACACCAAAACUGAAAUGUUACCGGAGUGGUUAUCGGAAUUCUCCCAUCUCGAAUAUAUGCAUAUUGAGGGUGACUUCACGAGUAGAAGACUGACAGCUAUACCCGAUGGAACCUUCGACAACAUGCCACAUCUCUCAUUCCUGCACUUGGGAAGUAUACCUAAUGUGGAGAAGUUACCGUCACUUUCUUCGCUCAAGGGGUUACGCUACUUGACGUUGGCUGUCUUAGAUUCGCUGAAGGAGAUACCCAGUUUUGACGGGCUUUCGAAACUAAGCGACUUGACUAUCAUCAAUGCAGUACGCGCCACAACGUUACCUGCAAUGACACCUCUGACAAGCCUGACAAAAAUGGUGCUACGCCCGAAAAGUGCCGUAUGCUGCAACGGAUUCAUAUCGGGAGCUUGUAACAUGACAAUGGCCCAGUGUUUACCCAUUGCAAGUGAGAAGUAUCCCCCGACCUGUACUGAUGCGCGCAUUUCAGAGGACGAUAAAGCCCUUCUCGAUACAUUUGGAGCCAAGAUUUGCCCCAACACAGCCGCUGUUGAUCGGGAGGCGACUGCGCCAACUAAACAUACGACGGACGAGCUCUGUGGUGGCGUCACCUACAAGGAAUGCGCUCUCAAUGGAGUUCAAGGAAUUUGCUACAACACCCGGAUGAUGGUUAUCAACUGCGAAACGACGUCAGGAUUUAUUGCUAUGCGGAAGCUGCAGAUUCAGCGUGGUGUCGGGGAACCCUGUGAUCCCGACGUGGAGGCAUGGCUAGGAUGCGCGUGA